Molecule: messenger RNA, 474 nt
Organism: Nestor notabilis (Kea)
Lineage: Eukaryota; Metazoa; Chordata; Aves; Psittaciformes; Psittacidae
Gene: LDAF1
Product: transmembrane protein 159
Exons: 4
Coding region: 1-474 (157 amino acids)
Source: RefSeq, a predicted model, not a curated record
AUGUCUAAAGAAAUGCAAGAACUUCAGAAGCAAUGGCAUGCCGUGGUGCAGUCCAUCCACAGCAACUCAAAUGUUGUUGCAUUUAUGAAUUCUCGUGUUGGCCAGUAUUUAGAUGACCAUCCUUUUCUUGCCUUAUCACUCCUGAUGUUUAUUGCAGUGUCUGCUAUUCCUGUUGCAUUUUUCCUGAUUUUUGUUGUUACAACAGCCAUAAUGGCCUGUAUCGGUGUGAUUGUCAUGGAAGGUGUUGUAAUAGCCAUAGGUGGCAUAGCCCUCCUUUGUGUGCUGUGCGGCCUUGGUGUGCUCUCACUGGGAGUUUCUGGAGUGCUGAGUGUUUGUUACAUCGUUCUUUCAGCUCUGGUCAACUACUGGUGUGCGUCAAGGGGUCAGAUAAGGAAGAAAGAAGUUAAUGGAAGUUUGCCACGGAAGAGUCCUGCUGUCUCAGAUCUUUCUACCAAUAAUGGAAAGAAUGAAUAA